GAUAACUGGUUCCAGCUAAACUCGGUCGAUCAAAGCAGACAAAAAUAUCAGCCAAUCGUCAUCAUAUUCGUGUUUGAUUCCAUCAGGAGAGGUACUGUAAAAUUGCAGGCGGUGUGUUGUGAACCCGCUGUGUUAACAUCCCGAAAAGUUCCAUUUAAGUCUGAAAACAUUUACAAAUUCUUCUAGCAACUUUCAAUCUCAAUUACGACUUGUCGAAGAACGAAAUAACAUCGCUGACUGCGUUGAUUCUAUCGCAGUCGUCACCAUCAUUUGGCUCAAGGUCCAGAAUACUGUUAAAACUGGCAAUACCAAGGCAAACCGCCGUCGCAAGAAGAGCUUACCGACCGUCAAGAUGAGAGAAGAAAUCCAUAGCGCCGCUAAUUUCCUCACCAACAUGAUGAGGCUAAAAGACAAUGUCAAUCAGAUCGACGUGAAUAAACUGGAAAAAUUCCGUAGUACCCUUCUUGAAAUGCUGAUUACGAAGUACGACGAUCACUGGUUUCCGUUCAAUCCUAACAAGGGAUCGGGAUACCGCUGCAUUCGAAUUAACCACAAAAUGGAUCCGAUUUUAAGUAAAGCCGGAGUCGAAUGUGGUUUUCCCGAAGAAGUUCUGAAGGAGAGAUUUCCCAACGAACUUACAAUGUGGGUUGAUCCGAGGGAAGUGAGCUAUCGAAUCGGCGAAAAUGGAAGCAUCUGUGUUCUGUACGAGGGCUCUGAAAAGACCGAUAACCGACAAGAUCGAACGCCGACUGCUACGAUGGAUUGUAUCCGGAAUUCAAUCGGCCGUAUGUCCAUCUCCAAGUCUAUUUCGAAUUCCUCCGACGAUAUCGGUAGCUGCAGUCCUAUGUCCAUAUCACCGCCAACUCCCGGAUUUGAGCAUUUGAGUACAUGUAAAAGUGAAUUCAGCUUCAAUUCCGAUUUCAUCAUGGAGGCCAGAAACGGCAGUUUCGUGGAGUAUGUCAGCAGUUAAAAGUAAAUCGGCGGAUUUAUUUUAAAUGCUUUUUUUGUUCUCAUCGCCAAACGACCAUCACCAUUUUAUUCCAUCACAAGUCUCAUAACUAUCAUAGAUCGAGGAAAUUUAAAUCUGUUCGUGAUUUCUAUGGUGAUAAUAUUUAUAGCGAAUCAAGUACAAAAAGAAUGAAUUUUACAUCAAGGGACCAUCAAUCCCAUUUGUGAUAAAUUCAUCUCUGAUUUCAAGAUAUUCAAAAGAUCAACCAAAUUUGAUUUUUGAGAUGAUGGUCGUUAUGAAAUUUUUCUUUGUUAAAAUAAGUUGCCUCUUCUAUUUGCAUUAAAACUCUACACAAUGAAUGGACUUAAAAUAUUUAGUUUUCCGUAUUAUAGAUUUUAAAAGCUAUUGAUUGUUACAAAAUGCAUUCUCAUUAUAGAUUAUUUGACUACGAAAUGUAUUAAUCAAACAU
Messenger RNA from Parasteatoda tepidariorum (common house spider), 1418 nucleotides. The record is from RefSeq and is a predicted model, not a curated record. NCBI's taxonomy places the organism in Eukaryota, Metazoa, Arthropoda, Arachnida, Araneae, Theridiidae.